AUGAUUGAAGAACUGACCCGGUGGACUCCGAAAGUUACUGUGUCAGAAGGCGUCACACUCGAUGACUUGACUAUCACCUUCAGGCGCACAAUCCGCGUCCCUGACAACAAAAACACCAGCGGCCUCCCACCGGAUCAGGGCGCUUUUCCACUAUUCAAGAUCCAAGACUAUGCUAGAACGCUUCCCCUGUCAAUGGCGCAGAAAGGCGGCUUGUUCAUCCCCAUGUAUCAACGCGAGGCUUUAUGGAUCGACUUUGAGAGUACCAAGACCUACGCCAUCCGGAUCCACGUCGGAAACGUCAACAUCGUCUCUGGUGAGCCCAACGUUCCAAAUAAUGCGACCGAGCUUCGUCGGCGACAGCUCUUGAAGAAAGAGAAGAGUAUCCAGGACUACAUUGUUGUUCCUGAUCAGGAGUGGAUUGAUGGCGUAGCUACCGCGCCCGGCCAAGUCAAGCAAUUUGUGGCCAUGCCAAUUGGGACUGGUACUUCUAUCGAGUACCAGAUGAUGAACGGUGAAGAGACCUCCGCAGGUAUUCAGUUUGACAUCACGCGCCUCGACCCUCUCCUCUCUGGUCCCAAAGACAACAUCAACGUCAUGGUCAAAGAGCUCGGCGGCAAAAUAUCCAACUAUUUUCUCUCGCGUUUCAGUAGGGUCGAAACACUGAAGUCAUUCAUUAAAGCAAAGGUUGGCGUCGAUGUUGUGUGCCAAACCUUGGUCUGGGCAUCACAAAACCUCAAAAGUAGGGACUGUUCUCUUCAUAAAUUCAGGCUUCAGUCAGCUAACUAUCUCGAAGACAAGCUGAGACUGUGUGACUACAAUCUUAAGAACGGAGCACUUCUUCAUCUUUUUACCCGUCUUCGUGGUGGUAGCUCGAUGAUUGAAGAGCAAGAGAUGAACAUCGCCGCUGGCGGCCUCAUCCGUCAAAACAUCGUCGAGCAGCCCAAGGGCGAAUAUAAAAAGACAUCCCAAAUCACAAUCAAUGUGCAGAUCCUAAACAGUGUCAGCUUUAAGCGAGUCACGGGCCAGGAUCCCCCGGAGAGCCCUAUCUCAGCCGCUACGUACGCCAAAGCUGGUCACCCCUUCUUUUCGCUUGACGAGGGACCAACUACUAUCUUUGGAAAUUUCUCUGAUCUGAAAUCCAUGGCUCAGCUCAAAGGUCGACCUGAGCGUAAUGUCGGAGGCAUUCCCAUCAUUGAUGUUGAAACAAAAGAGAUCCUCCGCGCGUGGGUUUGCAAAGCCUGCAAGGCCAAGAACACUGCUGUAAUGCGCCUCUGUAAGUCAUGCAAGAUGCGUCGUUCUCCGUUGAAGAAGCGCAACAAAAUCGGGAUCCUGAAUCCUGAAGGACCCGAGACUCCUUUCCAGUUCUCUUGGGAGAUUGUCGAAGAACUCGAGAAGAAGCUCACUCUAUUUUGA
Molecule: messenger RNA, 1413 nt
Organism: Fusarium fujikuroi IMI 58289
Lineage: Eukaryota; Fungi; Ascomycota; Sordariomycetes; Hypocreales; Nectriaceae
Exons: 3
Coding region: 1-1413 (470 amino acids)
Molecular function (GO): protein binding
Source: RefSeq, a predicted model, not a curated record